Molecule: messenger RNA, 932 nt
Organism: Osmerus eperlanus (European smelt)
Lineage: Eukaryota; Metazoa; Chordata; Actinopteri; Osmeriformes; Osmeridae
Gene: isoc2
Product: isochorismatase domain containing 2
Exons: 6
Coding region: 237-833 (198 amino acids)
Cellular component (GO): cytoplasm
Source: RefSeq, a predicted model, not a curated record
CUGCCGUAAUCAUAUUAACACAGUUUAUAUUGUGUAAUUUGAAUUGUACGAUUCUGAAAUUGAGUAGGUCUACGUGGUGAAUUAAUGUAUUGUAAACACACAGGAGGACAGCUAUGAGUGAAGUUAAGAUAACAAAAAUAACUUUUUAAAAUCUUACAGGGGGCGUCACACGUCCAACAGGAAUAAACUUUCACCUGAAAACACCCCCUUUUCCUCACUUCGGAUACUUGACAAACAUGUCAGGUAGUAUUGGCAGGCUGUCCACCGAGGGUUCCGUGCUCCUUCUGUGUGACAUGCAGGAGAAGUUCAGACCCAACAUCUUCCAGUUCACCAACAUAGUCAGCAAUGCGGCCAGGCUUCUCCAGGCCAGCCGUGUCCUGGGGAUCCCCCCCAUCGUGACCGAGCAGUACCCCAGGGGCCUGGGCCCCACGGUGCCAGAGCUGGGCGCCGGGGACCUACCGGCCCACGCCAAGACCAAGUUCACCAUGCUGACGGAGGAGGUGAAGGAGGAGCUGCGGGCCCUGGGGAGCCCCAAGCAAGCCAUCCUGUGUGGGAUCGAGACCCAGGCCUGCAUCGCGUGCACGACCUUUGACCUGCUGGAGAGUGGCGUAGAAGUCCACAUCGUGGCGGAUGCCGUCUCCUCCAGAAGUCAGACAGACAGGUUGUUCGCUCUGUCCCGUCUGAGACAGAGUGGAGCCUUCCUCACCACCACAGAAGCUGUUCUUCUGCAGCUGGUUCAAGAUGCCAAACACCCCAGCUUUAAGGAGAUCCAGAAGCUGUUGGUUCACCCCUCGCCAGACACAGGCCUGCUGGCGUUCUUCAGCUCCCUAUAGGAGCCCCGCUCAUCCCUGUCUCCGAGGCUGUCAGAGGCCCUGUGCGAUGCACUGUGACACUGUGUGGCCACAUACUGAAAUAAAAGAAACAAGCUUACA